CCGUUUUUUUUUUCAGAUAUAAAUAGUGGGUUUCCUGUACGGUGGCACCACGGACCUCUUUCUAAAAGGCCAACUCAUCAUCUCUCUAAACCCUAGCUAUCUCUCUCUUUCUCUCUCCUCCAGAUCUCGCCGGAUAUUCCGCCGAUGUGAUUUGCGCCGUAGACGUUGACCUUCCCCGGCGUCACCUUCUUCUCCAUUUUCUCAUCACCGGACUUCCAUUUCACCUUCGCAUGAUCGCUGCCGCCAUACAUGGCUUCCGCAUGCGUUAACAGCGUCGGAAUGUCGCCGGAGAAUUUCCUUGACUGUUCUUCUGCUCCUUGCCAUUCCUAUGGCUGGCUCAGCCCUCGCGUUUCCUUUAGUCGCGACUUCUCCGACGAUUCCUCGCCUUCUUCCAACCUCGCCAGACCUAUAUCUAAGCCGAAGCCUGGCGCUGACCCGGCCAGGAAGUCCGAGAUUCGAGAUCCGGAUCCUGAACUGGUGCCGGUAAGCGAGUUCGAGUUCUGUCUUCAAGAUCCUGUUGCCUUGAUGCUUCCUGCGGAUGAGCUGUUUUUGGAUGGGAAACUCGUGCCGCUUCAGGUCUCGUCUGUUAAACCCUCAGUCAAUGGUUUGAAGUCGACGAGGUGCGUUUCGUCGCCGGAGACUGUGGUUCAAGCCCGCCGGAGAGUUGAGGACGAAUGCAAUACGGAUCCGUAUCUGUUUUCUCCCAAGGCGCCGAGGUGUUCCAGUCGAUGGAGAGAGCUUUUAGGGCUCAAGAAGCUGUACCAGAGCAGCAGCAAUGGUAAUAGCAAUAGCAAUGGCAGCGCCAAAAACGAAAACCACAAAACAACGACGACGUCAUCGUCGUCUUACUUCUCGGAAGCGAAUUCGAAGGCGCUGAAGUAUUUUCUCCACCGGAAUUCGAAAUCGUCGUUAGCCUCUUCGUUCGAUUCGUCGCUUAGCCUUCCAUUGCUGAAGGAUUCCGAUAGUGAGUCUGUUUCGCUAUCUUCUUCCCGUGUGUCUCUUUCCUCUUCUUCCUCAGGUCACGAACACGAAGAUCUUCACAGACUCUCGCUCGAUUGCGAAAAUAAGCCAAACAAGAAUCCGAUCUCCCUCCAUCGGAACCCUAACCACAACAAUCCACCGCGGAUGAGACUGGUGAAACCGAGGCCUAAAUCAGAGACCAAUCCGAGAUCAACUUCAACAGUGGAUCAUCAUCCAACAGCGACGAGAGUAGGGAGAAGCCCGAUGCGGCGCACACCUGGAGAUUCAUCAUCCAGUCGAUUAGGAGGAAUCCGAGGAGUAUCCGUAGAUAGUCCACGAAUGAACUCGUCAGGAAAAAUCGUGUUCCACAACUUGGAGAGAAGCUCAAGCAGUCCGAGCACUUUCAAUGGCGGACCAAAAUUCAAAAACAGAGGAAUGGAACGUUCAUACUCGGCGAACGUGAGAGUAACUCCAGUCCUAAACGUUCCAGUUUGUUCUUCCCUGAGAGGAUCCUCAAAAUCCGCAUCUGUCUUCGGAUUCGGACCAUUAUUCACCGGCACCGGCGGUAGAAGUCACCAGAGUAGUAGCAGCAGUAGUAGUACUAACCGGACGACAACAAGGCGUAUCAACGAAACCGACGGCGGAGGGAAACUCCAUUGAUGAGAUUAGAAGAACAGGGAUUUAGAUAUUGGGUAAUAACACUAACAAACCCCGUUAUCCAUUUCUGUAAUUUUUUCCCCCCUUCGUGAUAAGAGACGGAUUUGGAUCCAAUUUGCUAAUUCUAACACAAAAAAAGAAGGUUCAGAAUCAUCAUGUAAAUAAGGCGGAGGGAUUUCGUUCGUUUUGUUUUCAUUCCAGUUCUAAUUUUUUUUCACCA
Cucurbita moschata (crookneck pumpkin) is the source of this 1837-nucleotide messenger RNA. Its product is annotated as homeobox protein prospero-like. The transcript has a single exon. Lineage: Eukaryota; Viridiplantae; Streptophyta; Magnoliopsida; Cucurbitales; Cucurbitaceae. The record is from RefSeq and is a predicted model, not a curated record. Bases 250 to 1620 code for a protein of 456 amino acids.